AUUCACUUGCUCACUCCCAAAACCAUACAUAGAAAUUAUAUAUAUAUUGCAAGAUCAGUUCCACAUUUAAAGCCAAAAAGUUUUAUCUGUCAGAUCAUAAUUACAAAUUUACAAUAUUCCUCCUCCCACUAGCUCUAAAAAGCAUUAAUGAACCCAAAACUAAGCCCUACUUAAUCAAACCAAAACCCAAUUCUCUUCAUUGAGUUUCUUUUUCCAUUCUUGCAAUAGUUUUAAUGGCAGAAGCUGAAGCUAAAAGUGUUUCCAAGAAUGUAUCUCAAUCAAACAAACUCAACACCAUCAAAAGAUUCAUUGGUGUGAGGCAAAGGCCUUCAGGAAGGUGGGUGGCAGAGAUCAAAGACUCCUCACAGCAUGUGAGGCUCUGGCUUGGAACCUAUGAUACACCAGAAGCAGCAGCAAGAGCCUAUGAUGAAGCAGCAAGAGCACUACGAGGGGAAAAUGCAAGAACCAAUUUUUCAGAGAGUUAUUACCAAACCAAACAAGUCUCUGAUGGUGGAAAGCAUGGAAAUGGGUUAAGCUUUGCUUCCUUGAAAGCCAAGUUAAGCAGGAAUCUACAGAGCAUUAUAAACAGGGCAAGUGAUUGCAAUAAGUCAUCAAAAAGCAGGGUGAGUGAUCAUUUCACCUUUGCUAGCAUUUUCAACCGUAGAAGUGACCAAAUUCAAAUUCCUCCAAUGGAUGUUAAGAGCAUUGAGAAAGUGGUGCAGCCUAGCAUUGUUGUUCCCCAAGUGGAACCCGACCCUCCUUCUUGGGCCGGGUUCCGGCAAACCCGCCUGGAUUCAGGUUCAGGCGGUUCUGACGAAGGGGAGUUAAGGGUUGGUGAUAAAGGGUCAUUGGAUCAAUUGAUGGGGUGGGUGGAUAGCCCUAAUAUCUAUGCAUGUGAUGAUGAUGGAAGUGAGGGUUCAAGGAGCAAGAGGUUCAAGGUCUCUCCUUCUGUGCUUGUGCCUCCAACUUUCAACGAUUGUGGUUCUCCAUUUAGUGGUUGUGGCUCUCCAUAUAAUGGUUAUGGCUCCCCUUAUAGUGGCUAUCGCUCUCCUCACUAUAAUGGUGGAAAGUGAAGCUGAAAUCAUUGGUGAACUGAGUUGGAUCAUAAUUGAUGCACAAAGUACCUGUUUGAAUGCAUACAAAAAAGCACUUAAUUAUUGAAGCUUA
Messenger RNA from Lotus japonicus, 1167 nucleotides. Its product is annotated as ethylene-responsive transcription factor RAP2-11-like. The transcript has a single exon. The record is from RefSeq and is a predicted model, not a curated record. Gene Ontology annotation, biological process: regulation of DNA-templated transcription. Bases 234 to 1073 code for a protein of 279 amino acids. NCBI's taxonomy places the organism in Eukaryota, Viridiplantae, Streptophyta, Magnoliopsida, Fabales, Fabaceae. Gene Ontology annotation, molecular function: DNA binding; DNA-binding transcription factor activity.